AUGUGUGUAGGGGCUCAGACUGUGUGUGUGUGUGUGGAGGUGUUCACAGACUUUGGGAUGUGUGCAGAGGAGUCGAUGUUCCGGACUAGCACGCGACUAAGGCCCGGCCCAGGUCCCGCAGUGCAGUCCGGCUCCGCCAUGGACGAGCCCUACAACGCGUGCCUGGAUGGGAUCGACUAUGACGACUUCCAGUUCAGCUCCCACAUGAUGGAGCAGAAGGAGCCGCUGAUGGAGACUGCCGAAGGUCCGUAUCUCAUCAUCAUCGAGCAGCCAAAACAGCGCGGGUUCCGGUUCCGGUACGGCUGUGAAGGCCCCUCACAUGGUGGGCUGCCCGGAGCAUCCAGCGAGAAGGGACGCAAGACUUACCCUACUGUCAAGAUCUGCAACUACGGAGGUGUGGUGCGGAUAGAGGUAGACUUGGUGACCCACAGCGACCCUCCGCGAGUGCAUGCUCACAGCCUGGUGGGGAAGCAGUGCAACGAGGCUGGCAAUUGCAUCGUGACAGUGGGACCUAAGGACAUGACGGCACAAUUCAACAACCUUGGGGUGCUCCACGUGACCAAGAAGAACAUGAUGGAGAUCAUGAAGGACAAGCUGAAGCAGCAGAAGAUACGCAAUAGAAAUCAGGCACUGACAGAGUCUGAGCUGCGUGAGAUUGAGGUGGAGGCGAAGGAGUUGAAGAAGGUGAUGGACCUGAGCAUCGUGCGCCUCCGUUUCACCGCCUACCUCCGCGACAGCAACGGGAACUUCACGCUGCCCCUGAAUCCUGUAAUCUCAGACCCGAUCCACGACAGCAAGUCACCUGGGGCUUCCAACCUGAAGAUCUCCCGGAUGGAUAAGACAGCUGGCUCAGUGCGGGGAGGGGACGAGGUCUACUUGCUGUGCGAUAAAGUUCAGAAAGAUGACAUUGAGGUGCGGUUCUACGAGGAUGAUGAGAAUGGUUGGCAGGCCUUCGGUGACUUCUCCCCUACGGAUGUUCACAAGCAGUACGCCAUCGUCUUCCGCACACCACCCUACCACAAGCCCAAGAUCGACCGCCCCGUCACUGUCUUCCUGCAGCUGAAGCGGAAGCGUGGGGGGGACGUGAGCGACUCCAAGCAGUUCACCUACUACCCAGUGGUGGAAGAUAAGGAGGAGGUGGAGAGGAAGCGGAAGAAGGUGCUGCCUCAGUUCCCCCAGCACUUUGGUGGGGGCUCGCACAUGGGAGGGGCCGGCGGGGGAAGCAGUGGCUUUGGCUCUGGCGGAGGCGGGAAUAUAAACUAUCCAUACUCCUCGGGGCUGACUUACAACAACAUCUACCCGUCUGGCCCCCACCCCGUGGGCGGCUACCAAGGGGGGGUGCAGAUGACCAACAUGGAAGAGGAGGGGGAUGGCAAGCACCUGCCUGCGGAGACUGGGAAGCAGCCCUGCCCGCGAGAGGAGAGCCACCGUCAGGAGCUGCAUUACCACGCCCAGCUCUGCAGCAUGAGGAUGCUGGCUCUGGCUCAGCGCAGCGCCCAUGCCCUGCUGGACUACUCGGUCACUGCUGACCCACGCAUGCUGCUGGCCGUGCAGCGGCACCUGGCUGCCUCCCAGGAUGAGAACGGAGACACGCCUUUGCAUCUCGCCAUCAUCCAUGAGCAGACGACUGUGAUUGAGCAGCUGAUCCAGGUUGUCCUUAGCAUCCCCAACCAGCAGAUCAUCAACGUGGCCAACCACUUGCAGCAGACUCCCUUGCACCUGGCAGUGAUCACCAAGCAGCACCAGGUGGUGGGGUUACUGCUGCAGGCCCACGCGGACCCCACUCUGCUGGAUCGCUACGGCAACUCACUGCUGCACCUGGCGCUCCAGACGGGUGACGAGGCCAUGCUGAGGACGCUGCUGGUGCACCUGGGCUCCACCAUCCCCUGUCUGCUCAGCACGCCCAAUUACCAUGGCCUUCUCCCCGUGCACCUGGCUGUGAGGGUAAAGAGCCUGGCCUGCCUGGACCUGCUGGUGAGGAUGGGAGCGGACGUGAAUGCCGUGGAGCGGCAGGGCGGUCGGACGCCCCUGCACCUGGCUGUGGAGAUGGAGAACCUCAACGUGGCCGGCCACCUAGUGAAGAAGCUGGGAGCUGAUGUCAAUGCUCGGACGUUUGCUGGAAACACCCCUCUGCACCUGGCUGCAGGCCUGGGCUCCCCCAUCCUCACCAAAAUGCUCAUCAAAGCAGGAGGGGACAUCCUCUGUGAGAAUGAUGAGCCAGUGAGGUCGUCCUCGUCCGAAGCCAGUAGCGACAUGGACAGUGGGCCCGAGGAUCAGGAGGCAGGCAUGGAGCUGGGAGAGUCAGACACAGAGCACACAGAUACCAGCACCGCUGCUGAGCACAGAAGCAGGGAGCCUGGCACCCGGGGUGCAAAGCAGCGCCGGAGACACACACCGCUUGACUUAACCAGGAGCCACAAGGUGCGGGAGAUCUUGCUGCGUGCCUCGCUGCAGGGCCCAGAGUCGGAGCAGCCUGCUGCCCCCAGGCCAGGGACCAUCCUGUCACUCGACAGCAACACCCUGCAGGGCCUGGAGCAGUUACUGAACCAGGACCGCAGUGGCUCGGACUGGACUGAGCUGGCCCAGAGACUCGGCCUGCGCAGCCUGGUGGAGACGUACAAGGACACGGCCUCCCCGAGCGGGAGCCUCCUGCUCAGUUACGAGCUCGCUGGCGGCAGCCUGGGGGGCUUGCUGGAGGCACUGGACUCCAUGGGGCUCAGCGAGGGAGUGAGGAUGCUUCGCAAAGCGGAGACAGCUGACAAGCUGCAAAGCACAGAGCUCAAGGAGGACAGUGCCUAUGGGAGCCAGUCGGUGGAAGAGGAGCAGCCGCCGGCCCCACCGCUGAAGCUGCACCCGCUGCCCUCUGCAGAGCUGCUGGGCGAGCCCCCCCACAGCCAGCAGCAGCAGGUGCACUGACCUGCCGUGCCUCCCUCUGGCCCCGGGGUAGCCCGGCUGUGACUGACACUUUGGAGGGGAGGAGCUGCGGCAGGCUCGGAGCCCCCGCACUGCCCACGGAUUGAAUACAAGUGCCUCUUGGCCCCAGAGUGGGCUGCCCGUGCCUCUUUGACUCUCCUCUGGCAGGGCUGGCCGCAGCCUGGCAGGCCCUGCUGUGCGGAACCCAGCCCCCUCUCUGCUCUUAUUUAAAGAUCCCUCAUCAGGUUUCUUGGUUUAGGUAAAUAAAGGGUGUGACUCCCAGAA
Messenger RNA from Emys orbicularis (European pond turtle), 3198 nucleotides. It is a transcript of the gene NFKB2, whose product is annotated as nuclear factor kappa B subunit 2. The coding region runs from base 1 to 2916 and encodes 971 amino acids. Gene Ontology annotation, cellular component: cytoplasm. Gene Ontology annotation, biological process: signal transduction; regulation of DNA-templated transcription. Lineage: Eukaryota; Metazoa; Chordata; Testudines; Emydidae. Gene Ontology annotation, molecular function: RNA polymerase II cis-regulatory region sequence-specific DNA binding; DNA-binding transcription factor activity, RNA polymerase II-specific; protein binding. The transcript has 23 exons. The record is from RefSeq and is a predicted model, not a curated record.